Messenger RNA from Cylindrotheca closterium, 4611 nucleotides. Lineage: Eukaryota; Bacillariophyta; Bacillariophyceae; Bacillariales; Bacillariaceae. The record is from the annotation of a GenBank genome assembly.
AUGGUGCAAGUGAAGAAACCAGCAGGACGAAUAAAACCGAAAUCAACAACCGCAACGAUAAGGAGUAUUGCCCUUCGAAUGAUAAUACUUUCCACCCUGGCAAACGUGUUCAUCUAUGAGUUUAUUGAUCAUCCAGAACACUUGGAGGAUGCUGACCACAUGACUGAUACUCCAAGAAUACGGGAUGGCUCUUCAAGUAAUACAUUUAUGGGGCCAAAGGCCCCCGAAAAUUCCUAUACUGGUAGAACUUCAGCGAACAGUGCCCUCAUCAAUCCAUUGGACACGACAAUGAAAAAUCCCAAAAAUGUCUUUGUCGACAAUAUUGGGCACCAAUACCAAGCACUUGUGAGUCCCUUCCUGAUAGGAAACUACUCUCGGCAUGAGGGGCAUGGAAUGGAUGCUGUAAUCAUGGCAUCAGCUCCCGAUUCGGCUCUGGCAGUCUGUGUUCACAAUUUAUAUCAUUUGCAAGGCUUCCGACGGUUCAUCUUUGUGGUCAACGAUGCAAAAGCACACUGCCACAUAAUCUUUGAUUUGCUGCCCCAACACGGAGGUCCACAGGACAAGAAACACAUAUGUCUGGAGCACAAUAGUUUCUAUACCGAUGCCGAAUUGAAGCGAUUAUGGAAUGAGAGUGGUGAAUUCCACAACAUUCACAGUGGACCGCCAGAAAAAGUAUUGCGAGCUGGAAAGUACUACUCCAAUCCACGAAUGGGUUGGUACUUACAACAAUUUAGCAAGAUGCUGAUAUCACGACUAGUCCCAGACUUGUCCGAGCAGUACUUGGCCAUUGACAGCGACAUUAUCCCAGUGAGACCGAUCGAGUAUAUCAGCAGAGGUUAUGAUGGAAAAUUGACGAUAAUGAUGCCUCAGGUACAGAAGAAACCUGAUCAAUGGAGGGACUUUUCCCGUCUAGUAUUUCCUGAGCUCGAACGGCAAAAGAGUACGCUCCGAAAACCAAACAAAAACUAUGUGGUGGGAUGGAUGAUUUUUGACCGAACGGUUCUGAGAGAUAUGGUUGGUACUAUUGGAGAGGCUUUGCUACGAGAAAAGCAACUGAGGGACCAAUUCCCAUUCAACGUGUUGCACGUUGGAAACGAACUCAUCAAAGAGAACAACUACUUUUCCGAGUUUUAUACCUAUGCGAUAUUUGCGUUCAAUCACACAAAGGUUAAAUAUGUUGAAAAGUUCUUUGAGAAACCACAUCGCAAUAGGGAUAUGCAUGAAUCCUGCAUCCUUGACCAAGUAAUAUACAAGCAAGCCCAAGACGAUUCGUUCACACCGCCGUGGAAUAUCUGGGAAGAACACAAGUACCACCACUUUGACUCGUGUCCAGAAGGAGAAGCCUACUUUAACUUUUCCACCAUUGGAAUCUGGCACGACUUUCAUCCUCCACCAUGGGGUGGUGGUAAUCAAUUCCUGCUAGCUCUGCGACAUGGUUUGGAUGAUCUAGGAAUGAAGGUGAUUGGAAAGAACGAUCCCGGUGAUGGAACCAAACAAAUCAGAGAAUCUGGUCAAGUCCUCUUGGCAAAUGCCAUUACAUUCAAGGGAAAGAAUGAGAUCUUGGAGGAUUUCAAAAAGGAAAACCGGCUGGCUUUGGUGCACCGUGUGGAUGGGCCGUAUUAUGUUGCUCGAUACUUUCGAACUUUGAAUUUCAAGGAGCCGGAACCUUUGCCCAAGGAGGACAAGAAAACCCAAGAAAUCAACGAUCAGUAUGCUUGCGCCACUGUAUUUCAGUCCAAAUGGAGCAUCGAUGCGAAUUUCAAGAUUGGUCUAAACCUCAAGAAUCCAGUGGUCAUUCCAAAUAUGAUUGACGAAACUUUAUUUUACCCUCCAAAGGAAUCAAGGCCAAAGCGAGAAGGACGAAAACUUCGGAUCGUUGCCUCGAGUCACAGUGAUAACGUUCGGAAAGGGUUUGACACGAUGCUAUGGCUGGAUCAGAACUUGGACUUUGACAAGUACGAGCUGCUAUUCAUGGGUGGUCACCCCAAAGAUUUCAUCCCGAAACGUGGACUUCAAGUCUUGAAGGAACUGGGUUCUGAAGCUGUUGCUGACUUUUUGCGCAGUGGGGAUAUCUACUUUGCGCCUUCACGAUUCGAGCCAGCUUCAAAUGCUGUAUCAGAAGCUUUGGCAUGUGGUUUGCCUGUUCUCUACCAAGAAGGAAGUAGUCAUGGUGAUCUUGCUGGCAAGGCUGGAGUUGGUUUUGAAUCCACUGGCCCAGGUCUAUUACGAGCCCUUGAACAACUUGUCGCAAAUUAUGACGAGCAUGCAUCAAGCAUCUAUGUUCCUUCGAUGCAAGACAUCACUAAAAGCUACCUUUCGACAAUGCGAUGGUGCUUCUACAUGAGGCAUCUCAUGCUUGUCGAUCCAGAAGCUUUUUCUAGCAGUUCUGGAGAAGGUCCAGUUCCACAACAAAGGACGCCGCAGCUACCAGCCCAAGCAAAGCAAUCGCCACAAAGGAAUUUAAACGACCAAGGAACUAUCAGCCAAACGAUGCCGAAACAACGCUCCGCUCAAAAUCCCAGAAACAUAUUUGUGGAUAAACUUGAUGCCAAUUAUCAACCGCUGACAAGUGACUUUCUCUUAGGGAAUUACUCUCGACAUGAGGGACACGGCAUAAACGCAGUGAUUAUGGCAGCAUCUCCUGAUUCUUCUUUGGCCACAAAUGUACAUAAUCUGUACCACUUACAAGGGUUUCGACGAUUUAUAUUUGUCGUGAAUGAUGCCGAAGCUGAUUGUCCUGUGAUAUUUGAUUUGGUCCCCCAACAUGCUACUGGAAAUGAAAAGAAGCACAUGUGCUUGGAACACAACAGCUUUUAUACCGAUGCCGAACUAAAGCGGUUGUGGGAUGUGAAUGGAGAAUUCAAAAACAUUCACGAUGGACCACCAGAAAAAGUGCUUCGAGCUGGAAAGUACAUUUCCAAUCCUCGAAUGGGUUGGUACUUGCAACAAUUCAGCAAGAUGCUGAUACCACGGCUAGUUCCAGACCUGUCUGACCAGUACCUAGCAAUUGACAGUGACGUUAUCCCGGUUCGACCUCUAGAGUACGUCACGAAAGGAGACGACGGAAGACUCAAUUUGUUGAUGCCGCAGUGCCAGAAGCCACCAUUGCAGUGGCGGGACUUUUCAAGGCUCGUCUUACCAGAGAUAGAGCGAGACAAGAAGUAUCCAAGAAAGAACUAUGUGGUUGGAUGGAUGAUCUUUGAUCAAUCAGUUCUCAGUGACUUGAUUGAGGUCAUCAAUAAUGCUCUUGUACGCGAGAAGGGAUUUAAGGACCCAUUCCCAUUCAAUGUGUUGCAAGUUGGAAAUGAACUCAUUAAAGAGAACAACUACUUUUCCGAGUUCUACACUUAUGCCAUGUUCGCGUUCAAUCAGACCAAGGUUAAUUAUGUCGAAAAGUUCUACGAACGGCCACUUGGGAACACUGGGAUGCACGAAUCAUGUGUUCUGAAUCAAACGCUAUACAAGCAAGCUCAAGACGAUUCAUUCAGACCGCCAUGGAAACUCUGGGAAGAGCACAAAUACCACCGUUUCAAUUCCUGCCCAGAAGGUGAACCAUACUUCAACUUUUCCACCAUUGGAAUCUGGCAUGACUUCCACACUCCACCAUGGGGCGGUGGUAACCAAUUCCUGCUAGCUCUGCGACAUGGUUUGGAUGACCUAGGAAUGAAGGUGAUUGGGAAGAACGAUCCUGGAGAUGGUACCAAACAAAUCAGAGAGUCUGGUCAAGUCCUUUUGGCAAAUGCCAUCACGUUCAAAGGAAAGAAUGAAAUCCUGGAAGAUUUCAAAAGUGAAAACCGGCUGGCUUUGGUGCACCGUGUGGAUGGACCCUAUUACGUCGCUCGAUACUUCCGAACGCUGAAUUUUACAGAACCAGAGCCACUGCCCAAGGAGGACAAGAAAACCCAAGAAAUCAACGACCAAUACGCCUGUGCUACAGUCUUUCAGUCCAAAUGGAGCACCGACGCAAACAUCAAGAUUGGACUCAAUUUGAAAAAUCCAGUGGUCAUUCCAAAUAUGAUUGACGAAACUUUAUUUUACCCUCCAAAGGAAUCAAGGCCAAAGCGAGAAGGACGAAAACUCCGUAUUGUUGCCUCGAGUCACAGCGGAAACCAACGCAAAGGUUUUGACACAAUGAUGUGGCUGGAUGAGCAUUUGGACUUUGACAAAUACGAGCUGCUCUUCAUGGGCGGCCAUCCUGAUGACUUUGUAUCAAAGCGUGGGCUUCAAAUUUUAAAGGAGCUAGGCUCUGAAGCCGUUGCCGACUUUUUGCGAAGUGGGGACAUCUACUUUGCGCCAUCACGGUUCGAGCCAGCGUCGAAUGCUGUUUCUGAAGCAAUGGCAUGUGGCCUUCCUGUCGUGUAUCAAGAGGGAAGCAGUCAUGGGGAUCUCGUUGGGAAAGCAGGAGUAGGCUUUGAAUCGACUGGACCUGGAUUGCUGGAAGCUAUUGAACGUCUCGUGGCGAAUUAUGAUGAGCAUGCCGCAGCGAUUUAUGUUCCAUCAAUGAAAGACAUCACUCAAAAGUAUUUGUCAGUGAUGAGAUGGUGUUUCUUCAUGAGACAUCUCAUGCUCGAGAAUCCAGAAGAGUCGUCAAGUAGCCCUAGCGGAGAUUAA